Molecule: messenger RNA, 5994 nt
Organism: Pyrenophora tritici-repentis Pt-1C-BFP
Lineage: Eukaryota; Fungi; Ascomycota; Dothideomycetes; Pleosporales; Pleosporaceae
Source: RefSeq, a predicted model, not a curated record
AUGAGCGUCGAGGCAGCUCCGAAGACCGAUUUAGUUUCGUCACUCGUCCAGGGAUGCAGGGACAACCCAACCCACAGUCUCGCUGCUACACGCGUUGCAACAUCACGCGCUCAGCGGAAACGGGAGUGGACGGCUUUCUUGAAUAUGGCCAGGCGUGCAAUUCGAAGCAAUGCCCUCGAGAAGCUGGCUCGUCUGUCAGCGCAGUCGUCAGCAGAGGAUGCCUCAACUUCAGACUUUGCGAGGUUCUUCAAGAGAUGUCCGAAUGUAUCCAGUUCUAUGAAGUUGCAAGAGCUGGAGGCAAUCCUCGCCCUCUGCAAAUCGGCGCCGUUCAUCGAAUCCAUCCAAGUUGCCGAUAAGUUGCUCGCUCGCCUCUCGCCAUACCUCACCGCAUCGUAUGCUCAGACGCUCGCGCCGUCGCCCAGCCUCCGCACAUUCGAACCUUCACCAUACCAAGUCCUGACAUACAAUCUUACAUCUGCUGUGCUCUCCCUAGGACUCAGACACGAUCAACUCCGAGCACAGGCUGCGACUGCCCUUGAGAGCUAUGUUGACGGUUGGGCUGCUGUAGCUGCCGAGCUCUCGGAGGAGCAAUUCGUUGACGAUGGAGCCGAUGACUAUUCUACACAUGGCGAGUUGGCUCGCGUCAUGACACAUAGCCUGUCGCUCUUGGGUUUCCUGGGUGCUGCAGCCGAGCAGGCCGACUUCUGGAAUGCCGACGAUAGACUACGCCUCGUUGAAAAGGUGCGGUCAGCCCUGACGGAAAACUUCCUCGUCGCCUUUGAAACCGUCUUGUCUAUUGUGCGUAAUGCGCGCUCACACCAACACGGAUUGAGAGAGUGGAAGCGAUACACAAAGCACUAUGCUGCUACUGGACGACCGCUUGGUGCCAUGAUCCUGCACGAUUCAUUCCUGAAUGUCGUACUAGCUUCGGCCUCACAGCUCGUUGGAACCAGUCCGCGUCUCACUUCUCAAGUUUCCGUCCUGGACCAUCUGCAGAGAUACUUGGAUUCAAAGGGUCAUCGACAUCUCAGGGCCAGUGCUGAAAACUCGCUGGCUGAAGGACUAGUUAGGAUUGCGGAAGAGGAAAUGGAGCGCUUGGAGAAUGAUCUUGACUACCUACAACGCGUGGGAUCCGCAUGGCAGCAACAACAGGCGUCUUCGGUCAAAGCCAAGGUGCUCGUCACAUACCUCUGUUGCACAGUCUACGACGAUGAUACAGACAUCACUGACGCCGAAGUGCUGACUACUUGGCUCGAUAACGUGCUCAAUGAUCCAGCACAGAGUGCGGACCAUGACUUGGCUUCAACGGUGCUGAAAUCCAUGGCCAUCCUUGCGAGAGUCUCCCCGCAUUUGGCGUCGACCCUGGGGCGCUCGCUUCCUCGAGUCAUUGUACAGGCCAACUUUGACAAUCGAACAACUUCAGUCGCAGCCGAAUCGUUGGCUGCAGUUCUUAGCCUUCUUCCUCAGGAUGCCAUCAUCACGACACUUUACAGUCUGGGAAAUGUCAUUAGUGUGGCGCCCAUGCCUGAACGUACUGCACCUGCUUCUCCCACGUUGAACGGGAAGACACGUGGAAGCGGCAUCUACAACAAUCAAAAUGGCAGUACCAUCUCACUUACGCCGAGUGACGUUGAAGAACCACAUCAUGUGCAUACGACUGUGGUCGAAACAAUUGUAUCUGUCGCAAGAAACUGCAAAGAUCCCAAAAUCACAGCAUUGGCCUUAUCAAUGCUUAUCCAAAAAGUUGGCCGCUCUGGCAAGGUGGUUGAUGCGAAGAUCAUCACCGAUUCGGCUCUCUUGGGCAUACACAGCCCGCCUGGAGAGUUCAGAUCUUUGCUCAAGGUUUACACGAAGCUUUCUCACGAUGCGCUAGUUGCGGACGACAGGGCAAAACUAGAGGCUGUCAUGGCUGCGCGUCUCAAUCUGUCCAGAGAGAUAUGCGCCAACGAACCCAGCUUUGAGAUCUAUCUUACUCAUCUUUUAGACACGAUUGUUAGCAAGGGGGAUGCUCAAGAAACAUCUCAUCGCCAUCUUCGAGACACUGAGCUUGCAGCUCAGGAGAUUGCGCAGUUAUUGAAGCCUCUCGCACUCCUUCUUGGAAGAAAUGCCGAACGAGCAGAAUUUGCUGAGCUGGACGACUCUAUCAUCUGCCUGCAACGUGAUGCAUGGUUUAACAUUGUCGUUCAUGGCUUCGAUCUGCAGUCUGACCUUGGAAAAGAAUAUCGAGAGGAGCUGCGUACUCUUGCACGCUUCAGUAAGCCUCUGAUUGCUGAAGAGCGACCGUUUCUUUCGGAAAGCGACAUUGAGCUCAACACAGUCCUGCGUCGUGGUAAAUCGCCUGAGCAUACAGUCGAGCAAAAGAAGCGGCUCGGAAGACUGCUGCCAUCAUGCGAAGCUGAUACCAAGUCUCUGAGCUAUCAGGAAGCAGUGUUCUUGAGCACUGCGUAUCUGGUUGAAGACCUACGCGCGAGUACAGGAGAUUGUACCAAAGCGCUUGCAUACUUUCUCGACCCCAAACUACGUACUGGGGCAGUCGGCAAUUGCAUGACUGCUAUCGCGACGACGGCUAUUCGAACAUACCUGACAAAAUCCCUGUCAGGUCAAUCACACAGCUUCUCAACGCCGUAUCUGGCUCAGCAGCUCGCCAAGAUAUUCUCUGCAUGCUGUCAUCGCAUUGCGCGCGUUCAGCAAGCGGCGGCGUCUUGUGCUGAUGUCAUUGUCCGCGAAGUGCCAUCCACACUGUGCCAGAAGAGUGCGUUGUUCGCUCUUCUAGAACUUCUCUCAAUAAUGUGGUACAGCUGUCUUGAGGGCGAGACGGAUGAGUACACUUGGAAGUCAACUUUCGCUUCGAAGCGAUCCAACAUCGUAGUUGAGCUUUCAGAUGACUAUACCUUCCGACGGGCAACUCUUGAUGCGCUACACACUCGUGCAACGGUCUGGGUUAGAGGAGCGCUCGACAUUGCUCCUCUCGACGUCAAGGGACUUCUUCAGUCAUACCUUUCAGAAUUCGACGACGAAACGAGUUUCGGGCACAUCUCGCUGGGACGCUCGUUUGCCUUGGAAAUGGGUUCCCUGAUCCCGUCCACAGACCAGCGCCUCGGUGCUGUGGAACGUCAAGGUAUCAACAUCAACACUGCAUCUGACUUCAUUACGCAAUACACGACAAGACAAGAAUACAAAUUCCUCGACGGGGUUGUUGAUCAAGAAGAAGAAUGGCUCAAUGGUGCACCAACUACUAGACGAAUGCCAACGUAUCUCUCACGCAGCCUGCAUGAAGCGACUAACCUUCUGGUAGACUUUGAGACCCGCACUCUAAACCACAAGCAUGUAACUAUUGCGGAACUUCGCGACAUACUUCGAAGAGCUGCCGCGCUUCUCUGCAGAGUGAAGACAGAUCAGUCACCUAUCGUCCAACAUUUGGUCGGUAUUCCAUUUGCAGUAUUUUCGAAGCAGUCCAUCAAGCUGGGAAUCUCGCUUUGGACAAGCGUUGCCAAGGAAAACCCUCGCAUGGAGUCUCGAAUUCUUGUUGCCAUUGCUGAGAACUGGGAGAACACGGUGCGCAAGCGUCGAGGUAUCUUCAGUCCUGCUUUGAAACACGAAGAUCCAUUCUUCGGCAAGCAAGAGUUCGCCGCGACAGACAAGGAAGCGCUCUCGAAACGCCAACAACAGAUAUAUAACCUCAUAGCACCGCAUUUCCGCCUGUUGCAAUUCCUGUCCAGCCACUUUAGCGCAUCACGGCUGGGCAAGGCAGACGUCGAGCGUGUCUACGUACGGAUGAUGAACAUCACACUUGAUGCAAUGAGUGUGGGCUGUUCGCAACCGCUUGCCCGUGAAUCGUACUUCCACAUCAUUUUGCUUGGAUUACGUAUCGCGCGUCAUUGUACCACAAUAUCAGCCACCAUCAGAUGGCGGUUGUCGGACCGUAUACUGACUGCCGCCCUGGCAUGGUUCGCAAAGGCACCACAAUGGUCUUUUGGAGGUAACCGAUUGCAGAUCAAGGCCGAGACGCAUAUCCUGGCAGACGUGCAGGCGCAACUCGAUAUUAUCGGGAAGUCCACUACUGCCGUUGAUAUUAGCGCAAAGUUGAAAGCAAGGCAAGACCUGCUAUCUCUGCUUGUGGGGAAUGAGCAGACUCGUCUGAUGGUGUGGUUGUUUCCUCUUGACUAUGGCAAGAAGCAUCAUUUCACCUCUGGACGCUACAACAACACACUUCCUGAUGCCGCCGUUACUGCCCAUCUCAAAACAGCCUGGGCCGAGAAUCCUGCAAUCGCCGUACACCUCAUCAAACGCUUCCAGUCUCAACGCCUUAAUAGCGAGGUCCGAUGGCAGGUACUCAACUUCCCGCACAAGGUGUUGGACGAGCCAGAUGCGCUUGAAAUACUUCUAGGUAACUCACUACCGGCCGACGUCUCCUUCCAACUCAAGUACCUGCUUUACUGGGCGCCCGUUAACCCCAUAACGGCCGUCACAUACUUCCUUCCGGCGUACGGGAACCAUCCUUUCAUCAUUCAGUACGCGAUGAGAGCGCUUGAGAGUCACUCGGUAGACGUCAUGUUCUUUUAUGUCUACCAGAUUGUGCAAACGCUUCGAUACGAUGUCUUGGGCUACGUUGAGCGGUAUAUUAUCGAGACGGCCAAGUUUUCGCAGCUUUUUGCGCAUCAAAUCAUCUGGAACAUGAAGGCAAACGCCUACAAGGACGAGACUGCCGAGGUGCCCGAUCCUGUUAAGCCCACGCUUGAUAAAGUCAUGGCUAGCCUGGAGUCAAGUUUUUCCAAAGAAGACCAUGCUUUUUACGAGCGCGAGUUUGCCUUCUUCAACGAGGUUACUGGAAUCUCAGGUACACUACGUUCUGUUCUUCACGAACCCAAGGAGGUGAAGAAACAGAAGAUUGAGGAGGAGCUUCGCAAAAUCAAAGUGGAGGUUGGCGUCUACCUCCCAUCUAACCCCGAUGGCCAGGUCAUUGGCAUCGACCGCAAGUCUGGCAAGCCGUUGCAGAGUCACGCAAAGACACCUUUCAUGGCUACAUUCCGUAUCAGAAAGACGAGGCCUGUUGACCAGGGCUUGGAAGAGACUGAAGAUGAUGAUCGCGAUAUCGCACGAGAGAAAGACCGCGGCUACGAAACAUGGCUUUCUGCGAUUUUCAAAGUCGGGGACGACUGCCGUCAAGACGUGCUCGCACUGCAGAUGAUUGCAGCAUUCCGAGGCAUCUUCAACACCGUGGGUCUAGACGUAUGGGUCUUCCCCUACCGCGUCACAGCAACAGCACCGGGCUGUGGUGUAAUCGACGUACUCCCCAACUCCAUCUCCCGUGACAUGCUCGGUCGCGAAGCCGUCAACCGCCUAGACGACUAUUUUGUCUCUCGCUACGGCAACGAAGACUCGAUCCGCUACCAAGAAGCUCGCUCAAACUUUGUCAAAUCAAUGGCCGCCUACUCCGUCAUCAGCUUCCUCCUCCAAUUCAAAGACCGCCACAACGGAAACAUCAUGAUCGACGACGCUGGCCACAUCAUCCAUAUUGACUUUGGCUUCUGCUUCGAUAUCGCACCCGGUGGCAUCAAAUUCGAACGCGCGCCCUUUAAACUCACGGCUGAAAUGAUUGCUGUCAUGUCGGGUAAAAACGCGGCUAAUGCAUAUACCUCGCAGGCGUACCGCUGGUUCGAAGAGCUCACUGUAAAGGCCUUCUUGGCAAGUCGCCAGCACUGCGAUCACCUCUGCCACGUUGUGCAAGUUAUGCUGGAUAGCGGUCUUCCGUGCUUCAAACCUGAGAGUAUGAAGAACUUCCGUGAUCGCUUCGUGUUGGAGAGGAGUGAGAGGGAGGCAGCGGAUUAUAUGCGUGGGCUGAUUGAGAAGAGUAGGGGAAGUUAUUCGACGGGGACUUAUGAUAGGUUCCAGCUUAUUACUAAUGGAAUUCCUUAUUAGAGUUGUGGAAUGAGGAUUGGUUGGCGGAGAAAAGGGAGGUAUAAGAAGUUGUUACAUAAUUCAUUCAUCAUAUAC